UGACAGUCUGUACGGAAAAAGUGAAAAGUUUUAGUGCAUUGAAAAAUACGCCUAAAUAAGCGCAAACUUGUACAAAUUAAACAGCAGAUUUGCAUCUAAUAUGCGAUAGCCCCCGCCAGAAGAAUUGCACAUCAUAAACCAGCGCACCUGGCCAUCCUAUAACGAAACUGCCACACCGGAGAAUUUGAAGUAAAAAAAAUCAUUGACCCCUUAAGUCUAUCGGUUCAAAUCGUAGUGCGUUUGUGUGUGGUUGUUCGUCCCGUGCGGGUGUAAAGAGAGUAUCAGCAAAGGUAGGAGAAUCCAAUCAACGCGAUAGUUGGAAAUCAAUAACCCACCCAUAGAACACGGAAGAAUAGUCGGUCAUGAUGGAACCGACCCAGGCGGAACCGUCGCUUCCCUCGACUUCCGCAGCAUCUACGGUCGGAAGAAAGCGGAAACUUUCCAGUGAUGAGUUUAUCUUCGAUCAGCCCAAUAUGAAAAUCCUUUCGGUGGAAUUGUCCGAUAUCGAACUGCAGGUGUCACUGAUGGAUCUGAGUGAUGAAAUACUUAUGGAAAUAUUCCUGAAUCUAGACAGCGACAGUUUAAUAUCACUGUCCGAGUGUUGCCUUCGGUUAAACAGUCUGAUCAAAGAUAAGAAACUCUGGACCAAGGCAGAUUUCAGCGAGUCACAACUGGGGGGUCAGGAACUGCUGCGUAAAAUAAAGCACUUGCAAACCGAAACUCGUUCACUGAAAAUACGUGGCUUGACCAGUUUGUACCCGCUGGAUAAAUGGAAAACUCCUACGUUGACUGCUAAUUUACUAGCACAAAUCAACAAACGCUGUCCCCAGUUGGAACAUUUUGAAAUCACCGAAGGCUACAUGGACACAAACAAUAUGGCAAUCAUUUCCUUUCCGCCCAGUAUUCAGACGCUGGUUUUCAGAAAAUGCGAAGCAGAUCGUUCAAUGGCGUCUGAAAUACGAAUGGGUUUCCUGUCCAAAAUUGAUAGAACAUUGCAAAAAUUAGAGGAACUUACUAUAGAAUACUGUAGUUGGUUUGAUACGCACGACUUCAUGGCCUUGUCGAAAGUUCCCCAUUUGCGUUAUCUCAGCCUCAAAGGUUGCGCUAACAUGAAAGAUAGUGUUCCGUAUGCUAGCAUCGCCACAAGAUUUGGAUUCAAAAAACUGGAGAUCCUAGACCUUCGUGAUACGCCGAUCUCCGACUCUGACGUAAGCUGUUUCAAUAUAGUUCAAUCACUAAAAGAAUUGCUGUUAGAAUGUCCGGAAUACUUGCGUACCGAGCGAGGUUUGAGCGAGUAUAAUGAAGCGGAACGGCAACGUGUUGAGCAGCUUCGACGAAUAGCCAACCAGGAUAUUAUAAAUCCGCUCAACAGACGUCAGGAGCAAGCCGCAGAGGGCGCUAACCCUCCCGAUAACGCUCAACAGCCGGUAGGUGACAAUGCUGCGGAUCCUGCACCCCCGCCGCGGCCACCUCGGCCGCACUUCCUAGGCGAGGGACGCAACGUGUUCCGUUUUGUUAAUCGUCACUUUUUCCCGAACUUGCACGAAAAUCGUGAGAAUCUAAUCCGUAUCAUUAAUCGUGUUGAAAUGGACCCUCCGGAAGAGCAAGCGGAACAGCAGCCGGCCAACAAUCCACCGCCACCACCACCGCUUCCUCCGGUGAACGAAGAACAACUACAGCGGCCAGCACCACCACCACCACCACCACCACCAGCAGCAGCAGUAGUAGCAGCUCAUCAAGCGCCACUGCCACCAUUACCAGAGAAUCCAGAAAUACGACAACGUCACGUGCGCAUAGUUUAUAACAAUCGGCGCAACAUCAUACGCAUUAUCAAUCAUCUGGAACGAAACAAUAAUGACGAGGAUAACAACAACGAAAUGCCGUUCCCUCAGGUUAUGCCACGCCCGGUUGAAGCAGCCUAUCAGCAAAUUUUCGAGGCGGGCAACAGGGAUCGCAUAGAAAAUGGUCCAUUCGCAGAACCUGCUGCUGGUCAGGGGGCUCCCGCGGAUGAAGAACAGCAACAAGUACAAGAAAGACCGGUGAACGGUGUUGCCGAAGAUGCUAAUAAUGGUGUGAAUGCUAACGCAAACGGGAAUGUCAUGAACGGCGAAGGGGAACCGGCACCUGCUGGAGCUGAGGAGCAGGAACCACACCCACAAGAAGAUAUGAAUGUCCGAGUCAUUCUCCACGGUGCCUUCCAGAACAACCACCCGAGAAUAAUGCCCCACGUUAUCAUCGUGCGCGGUGUGGAAAACAACAACCCAGUGGCCGAAGUGGCGGACAACCAACAGAGACCGGCUAACGCUUUCUACCAGUAUCUCAACCUAGGACCGGGAGCACCCGGCCCCAACUAUGUCUCGUUGGUGAGUGAUCGAGGUAUUUGCGCGUACGGUGUGUCCCGACAAGAGCUCGGUGGGGUGGCGUUUAUUCGUGAGUACUUUAGGCCCAACAUGACCAGUCUAGAGCGGUUGUUCGUGCGAAACUACAAACUGGUGACCGACACUUCGCUUGAUCACCUGGAAUCGGCUGCACCGAACCUGAAGUUGCUGGACGUCACCGGAACUUCAGUUACAGCGGAAGGUGUGCGUAAUUUUAAAUUAGCGCGACCCAACUGUACCAUACUGUCGGAUUUUGAGUAGAAUGUAAGAGUCGCAUGUUCACUAACUUUAACUAAUGGCUGGGUAGCACUGUCCGUAUGUUUUUGUUAGAGCAACUUUUUAAAUCUUUAGAUUGCCUUUGGUAAAAAAAAGCAGAAAUUAUGUUUGCCCAUUAACGUGUCAGGAAAAUCUGAUGUUCGUAAACUGUCUGCUACUAUGCAGCAAAAAAAUUUUCUUGAUUUCUUUUGUUCCGAUGGAGAAAAUUUUUUUUAAAUUCUGAAAUAUACACAUAUAUUUCCUUGUACUAGAACAUUUAACAGCACACGAAAAAUUAUUUAAAUUAAAUGUGACCUAAGCAUUAUUUUAAAUUACAACUUUCCAGACACGCUGGGCUGUAGAACGAAGCAAUUUAGUUUGAAGAAUAAAAGGCAAGUUUAGCAUUAGUAAAACAACUUUUUGCUCCUCUACCUAUUUUUAUUUCAAAAAACAACUUAUAUACAAAAUAUGUCAUUAAAUUAUCCUAGAAUCAUUGAAUUUAAUGAUUAAAAAUAAAUGUGCAGUAUUUAAAAUAAA
Malaya genurostris is the source of this 3170-nucleotide messenger RNA. RefSeq lists its product as uncharacterized. Bases 363 to 2639 code for a protein of 758 amino acids. Gene Ontology annotation, cellular component: SCF ubiquitin ligase complex. Lineage: Eukaryota; Metazoa; Arthropoda; Insecta; Diptera; Culicidae. The record is from RefSeq and is a predicted model, not a curated record. Gene Ontology annotation, molecular function: protein binding. Gene Ontology annotation, biological process: SCF-dependent proteasomal ubiquitin-dependent protein catabolic process. The transcript is spliced from 5 exons.